AUGGAUCUGGAUCAUCGAAACGGCUAUCAUCAGUCAGAAAACUCUCACAACCAAGGAAAUGUGAUUCACAAAUAUGCGAUGUAUGAAGCGAAAAGGCCUUUGGGUGAUCGCACUGUUCUGGGAAACUUAACAAAUAGACAACGGGAUGAUUCGGCACGUGAGAAAUUUAUCGGCUCCCAGUUCAAUCCAAUUCACAAAAAUAGCAAGUUGAUAAAUAUAGAAGCUAAAUACUCAUCAAUAGUUUCAACUACAUUGGGUCAUGGUGAUUUGAACUCAACAUCAAGUGCAGAUAGUGGUUAUGGCAGCAUAAACACUGAGUCGAUUGUUGUGGAAUCCAAACUUACAUCCAAAUCGUUAACACAAUCACUUUUGUGCUGUAAAUCAUUGAAUUCCGAACAAGUAUCAAUAUCAAAACGACCUCGUUAUGACGAAUCUGAUACAACUUCUCAGGUAGAAGUAUCUUGCGUUGAUGAAGAUUCAGAUGAUGAUAGAAGACCAUUUGAAUCAAAGCUGGCUUGUGAUAUUGUUCGAGCUGCAUUUGCUGAUCGUGUUCAGUUGGAAGAACUUUUAGCAGAAUGUAGAAGGGCCGAUUUCGCUAUUUCAGCCUUGGAUCGCUCUCCGGUUGAUCGCAUGAUGGAAGCUACAGACUAUAUUGUUGGGAUAAUGGCCUAUGAACAAACAAGGGAAGCAAAAGAAGAUUUUCAAGUGAAUGAUUUUUUGGCUGCUGGUAAACAACCUAAUCUCAAUGCUGAUAUGUUAACAACACUAGCCGAUUGGUUAGUCGAGGUUCAAGAAAGUUUCGCAUUGAAUCAUGAAACAAUUCAUUUGGCUUGGGGUCUUUUAUAUGCGUUUUUAGAUCGUGGUCAACCACUUGCUCGGCGUGAGAUUCAGUUAAUGGCAUGUGCUGCAAUCAUGGUUGCUUGCAAACAUGAAGAACGACAAAUGCCUCAUCUGAAUGAAUUUUUGUACAUAACGGACAACGCGUAUACAAAAGACGAAUUCAUUGAAGCUGAACGCCGUCUACUGAUAGCGAUCGAUUUUGCUGUACAUCGUCCAAAUCCUUAUGUUUUUUUGCGUCGUUAUGCUAGGGUUUUAGAUGCACAUAGUGGGCCAGUUCAGUUCACAUCACGAUUUCUUUUAGAAGCUGGUAUGCACAGUCAUACUAUUAGUUUGAAACGUGAGUCGCGCAAAGCUGCAGCUGUAUUGUGGCUUGCUCGAGUUGUUCUUCGUAAUCCGGCUUAUGCUGAGUGGACACGCAGAGCUGAUGUACAUCAACUUAGGCACUUGAUACAAAACAAUCCUUUAGCUCAAGCAUAUUAUGCUCAUUGUCGAAAUCAGAAGUCUAAGAUAACCAACAACAAGGACAAUGCGCGAUCAAGAUUAAACCAAAUUGUUACAGCCAAUGCAGAUUUAUCAAGAUCCACUUACGAUCUGUCUGCUACGAAUUCAUGUGACAAUGAAUGUUUCCAGACUAAAUUCACGGAAAAGACUUCGUAUGGCUUGUCUACAGCCUGUGAUAAUUCUGACGAGUCAUCCAAUGAAGGAAAAUACACAAAUUUCUCAACACUUAUACGUGCACCUCAUUCCACACCGAGUGGUCAUAACCAUCAUAUGUCAACAUCUGUGAUUGAUUCUUUCUCUGAAAACCAUAUAUUUGAUGGUUUAGAUCCUUCUAUUAAAUCUGAUCUCGAAGCGCUGCGAUUAGAGGAAGAACAACGUCAACCAUUGUGGCCUCCAAUUUUGGAGCAUAUCACAGGUUAUAAAGAAGCUAAUUUAAUUCCGCUAGCUUUACGCUACCAUGCAAUAGCUUUAAGAUUAAUAGCUGAAGUGGCUCGUGGUGGACAUUUGGCUGUUGCCAAUGCCAGUACAUCUGAUCAACCUACCAAUUUAAGUGUGAAACAAAAUAAUGAUGCAAAUGUUCAUAUGAUCGACGUUGAUGUGGAGGAUCCAUCUAAUCCUCAGAACACACGUUGUGUAUCACCCGGGGGCCAUUAUUUGCGUCGUCAGUCUGUUACUAAAUAUUGUUCAAGUGCAUUUUUGAGUGUCGCUGAUGCCUAUCCUCAAUUGUCAUUUGACAAUUUUGUUCCAUAUUUCCCAUCUAUCCAAUGUGCAGAAACGUGUACGUGCUUUGUUUGUACAAAUCUUAUUCGUCGUUUUAAUUAG
This is a messenger RNA of Schistosoma intercalatum, 2163 nucleotides long. NCBI's taxonomy places the organism in Eukaryota, Metazoa, Platyhelminthes, Trematoda, Strigeidida, Schistosomatidae. The record is from the annotation of a GenBank genome assembly.